AUGCGACUCUCAAUCCGAGAACAGCUGGCAACACUCGUCAUACUCACAGUUCUCCUCGCCCUCGCCAUUGUGUCUGUUCCCACAUGGUUCUUUGUCCAUACCUUCGUCACCGGGGUUGCGUCGAGCGGCCUUUCCUUGACCGCCUCUCUCAAGGCGGCAAGGAUUGAUUCCGGGCUCGAGUUGUUGCAGACAAUCAGUCAGACGGUGGCAACUCGUGUCUUGCUCCAGCAGGCAUUCGUCAACUUUUACAAUAAUAACGACACGGAUCCAUUUGACACCGCCCGUACCGACUUGGCUAGUGCCAUGAGCACCAACCGGUUCACCGGCCUCCUCCAGGCUAGAUUAUAUUCUAGAAACGAGACGGGGGCCCAUCCCACCGGUCUUCUCAACGUCACUGGCAGCGGCGUCGGUACCGAGACUGACAAUAUACAGUUGCCGUAUUUGACCCCCAAUGGAUCCAGAGUGAACCUCAGCGACACAGCCUUUGGCUACCCGCCGUCCCUGUAUCCGAAUAUUACAUAUCGGAGACUGGGCUAUCCGAAUCCAUACCAGCCCUCCACCCCAGCCUUCGGUGCCUAUGCCUUCCCGGGCGUCGCAAUAAGCGACAAUGACGGCCUUCUUCUCGGGCCCUUGAUGAUUAACGAGUCCUUUGCCCUCAUGUCCAUUACCGUUCCUGUCCGAUCGCUCAGCGUGCAAAACUUUAUUCUUGGCUACAUGACGCUCAUUGUUUCUGCUGGAUCCCUCUUCGACGUUCAGACGACUCGUGAGGGUCUGGGAUCGACAGGCAUGGUUCUGCUCGUCGGGCCAACCCAUCCAUCUAACCAUUUCCUGGCCCCCAUUUUCCUUUCUAAUAGCACCUACUCACCCCCAGCCAAUGCCUUGGCACCCUCAACUGUGAAAUUCGUCCUCCCUGUUAUUCCCAUUGCCGGACAAACCGACCGCCAUGGCAAGCGAGACUACGCCACCGGCGACUUCUAUAGCCCGUUUACGCUUGCACAAUACCCAGCGGUGCUCAACGACUAUGCCAAGCAUAAUUCGCAGCCGAAUAACGCCAGAGCACUACUGUCGACAAGGAACGAGCAAGACGUGUCGGUCGCGGUUGGUGUCGCCCGACCUAGUUCAGCCCUGGUUGACUGGGCCAUCGUGGUAGAGCAAGCCGAUGGCGAAGCCUAUGCGCCAAUCAGUACUCUGAGACAGAUUCUGCUCGGCUGUGUGUUUGGCACGGCCGCAUUGAUAUUGCUCCUCGUCAUCCCAUGUGCGCACCUCAGCGUUGGCCCCAUCAGACGACUCAAGAUGGCGACAGAAAAGUCCAUCUCCCCGCCUGGAUACGAGGAGGAGUAUGAGGAGUAUGAUGAGCAAAGUCCGAGUUCAGGCGGCACGGGGUCGUCUGGCUCGAUCAAGGGCCUCUUUGCCAAUUUACGUCGCAAGUUCAGGAAGAGACGACGAGCAAUGACACAGGCUGAAAUUGACAACCAUCGUCGAAUAUUCAAGAUUCCGGGGCGAGUUGAAGAUCGAAAACACUUUGUCACCGACGAGCUUACGGAGCUUACGCAAGUGUACAAUGAAAUGACGGAUGAGCUCGUGAAGCAGUACACUUCUCUCGAUGAAAAAGUCGCUGAAAGGACUCGCGAACUCGAAAUAAGUAAAAGGGCAGCCGAGGCCGCCAACGAGAGCAAAACAUUAUUCAUUGCAAACAUUUCACACGAGCUCAAGACGCCGUUGAAUGGCAUUAUGGGCAUAUGCGCUGUUUGCAUGGAAGACGACGAUAUUGGGCACAUUAAGCAGUCGCUGAAGACUCUUUACAGAUCGGGCGACUUGCUACUCCACCUUCUGGAAGAUCUUUUAAGCUUCUCCAAGAACCAAAUCAACCAUCAAAUUAGACUCGAAGACAGAGAGUUCCGCCUAGGUGAUAUUCACUCACAAAUUAUAUCCAUUUUCGACACGCAGGUCCGCGAGAGCAACAUCACGUUUGAAGUAACAUUUCUUGGCUUCGAAUGCGACGAAAAGCUCUUGAGAUCAGAGCAGGAAGGUACCGCCAUGAAACUCCCCGCUCUAGGACCGCCAGGAAUGGGCCGGCUCAAAGACGUGUAUCUAUGGGGCGAUCAACAUCGAAUCCUACAAGUCAUUAUCAAUUUGGUCAGCAAUAGUUUGAAAUUCACACCGGCUGGAGGCAGGGUCGAAGUCCGCAUACGCUGCCUCGGCGAGAUUGAGCGAAACAGCAACGAAGAAAGGUCACACAGGAACGGCUCCGCCCAAAGUGGACGAAACCGGCACAGGAUGAGCUCAGGCUCUGCACAGUCGUCUAUUUCCAAGGCGACGACUCACACCUCGGCGCUCCAGGACAGUUCUACCACGGCUGUAUCAAGCCACAAGGGUCCCAAGGCAAAUGCUCACGUCCAUGUGCGGGAACGAUCCCCAACGCCGCCUCGGCUCCAUACCAAGCUGUACAUGUUUGAGUUUGAGGUUCAGGACACCGGAAGCGGAAUCCCCGAGGCAAUGCAGGGGAAAGUCUUUGAGCCCUUUGUACAGGUCGAUUCUAGCCUGAGCAAGAAAUUCGGAGGAACCGGUCUCGGACUGAGCAUAUGCUCGCAGCUUGCCAAGCUGAUGAAUGGCUCUAUUAGCGUCACUAGUACGGAGGGCGUGGGAUCAACGUUUUCCUUGCGAAUCCCGCUCAAGCAUGUCCAAGACCGUGUUCCAAGCACUGCACCCGGCAGCACUCACUCCAGGCCCCCGAGCGUUGGGUCCAUUGUCGGCGAUGCCCACCGCAAUUCACUCAACGGCGGCAUCGUCGACCCCGAACAAGACGCUAAAAAGAAGGACGUUUCUUCUGUUAGGGAAGACUGCCAACCUCGACUGGUUGGUCUCAGCACUCCCUUUUUCGCCCCUACGCCGCCGCGCACCAGUGAGGACCGGCAAAAGGCAGCGAUCCAACAGGUCAGGGCCGACAAAGCGGGCCGGGGCGAACUGCGGGUUCUGGUUGCCGACGACAAUUCAACCAACAUUGAGGUAGUCAGCAGGAUGCUCAAGCUCGAGAAGGUGAACAAUGUCACGAUAGCAAAGGAUGGCCAAGAGGCGUACGAGCUCGUCAAGGCGAAUAUGGAAGAGGACCAGCCAUUCGAUCUGAUCUUUAUGGAUAUCCAGAUGCCCAAUCUCGAUGGGCUGCAAUCCACCCGUCUGAUUCGCAAGAUGGGUUACGUGGCGCCGAUUGUUGCACUCACUGCCUUUUCGGAAGAGAGCAAUGUCAAGGAAUGCAUGGAGUCGGGCAUGGAUGAGUUCCUGAGCAAGCCGAUUCGCCGACCUGCGCUGAAAAACGUACUCACUAAAUUUGCAACCAUCCCGGAAGAGAUGGAAGGGGCUGCGUAA
Messenger RNA from Metarhizium brunneum ARSEF 3297, 3363 nucleotides. It is a transcript of the gene tcsB, whose product is annotated as Two-component system protein B. The record is from RefSeq and is a predicted model, not a curated record. Gene Ontology annotation, molecular function: phosphorelay sensor kinase activity. NCBI's taxonomy places the organism in Eukaryota, Fungi, Ascomycota, Sordariomycetes, Hypocreales, Clavicipitaceae. Gene Ontology annotation, biological process: phosphorelay signal transduction system; phosphorylation.